CGGACGGGAGAUUAGUAUAUUUUGGAGCUUCAUAAGCUAUAGCUUCAUUUUCAAGUGUUUUAGUCACAUCCCAAAAAUUCAGACUCGAUCGGGAAUUUAGGACGGGAUCACAGUAGAGAUUUUUUCCAUGGAUCAUGGGGUUACACGACAGUGACAACAUUAGGGAUCUUCCAGCACAACUUACGGAAAAAAUGAGCUUUGGUGAUUGGAAUAAUUUUCUCAUUUGGUGUGAAUCUGCAUUGGGUGACCGCCUAGUGAUAAAGUACGCGUACACUUUGCUGGCACUCUUGGCUGCAUAUAUCUUCUGGUGGUACUUCCGACGCCCAAUUAACUGGACAAGGAAUUUAACAGACAUUGGAUAUAAACAUUUAUUGGAAAAUAAAACAUCGGGGCAUGCAAAACGCGACAUCAUUAAUAGUCAUAGAAGGAUGCGAAAGAUGGGCAUAAAAUUACCUCCACCAUUCCCCAACGGAUGGUUUUGCGUAGCAGAAUCAACAGACGUACCACCAGGAAAAUCCAUCAGUGUGAGUUGCUUGGGGAACACCUUUGCUGUAUUUAGAAGCAAAAAAACGGAGCAAGUAUUCAUUCUUGAUGCAUACUGCCCCCAUCUUGGCGCGAAUCUCGGUGUGGGUGGUAUGAUUAUUGACGACUGCAUUGAAUGCCCUUUUCAUCAUUGGAAAUUUCGCGGGACUGAUGGUCAAUGUGUCGACAUUCCCUACAGUUGCAAAACUACAAUUCCAAAAACAGCCAAAGUAAAAAGUUGGACAAGUUUCGAGAUGAAUGGUUUUAUUUACAUUUGGCACCACAGUGAUAAUCUCACACCGUGGGAACUACCACGAGUACAGGAAAUUGAUUCUAAAAAAUGGAUCUACUACGGAAGGAAUGAAUUCUACAUUAAUUGCCAUAUUCAGGAUAUACCAGAAAAUGGAGCCGAUGUUUCCCAUUUGAAAGCAAUUCACGAAGCAGGAAUGUUUGCUGGGAGUGAUUUGAGAUCAGUUAGACUUUCUAAAUGGUCAUCAUUGGGAUUGCAUGCAUGGGAUGCAAAAUGGCAACCAGUCACGGAGGAAGGUUUAGGCCACAUGGCUGUAAUGAGCCUUAAACAUUCAUUUAAACUUUUUAACAAAUUGGACAUCGUAAAUGUGGAUAUUACGGCAAAACAGAUUGGGCCUGGCUAUGUUCAGCUAUAUUUAGUAUCCUCAUUGGGUGUUAUGAUGGCUCUACAGUGCGUAACACCAGUUUCUCCGUUUGUUCAGAAAGUCAUUCAUCGCUUUUACGGACCAGAUAAUCUCCUUUUUGCAAAAUUUGUAGUCUGGGGAGAAACUAUCAUGUUUGAACGGGAUAUUAUGGUUUGGAAUAAUAAGCAGUAUAUCGAUAAUCCUUGUUUGGUAAAGGAAGACAAACAGAUUAAAUCAUUCCGUAACUGGUACAGACAAUUUUAUUCAGACACAAGCUUGGAGUACAAUAAUUUCCAAACGGGCCUUGAUUGGUAAAUUGUAAAAUCCAAUUUUCCUAGCAUCACACAAUUUAUUUUCUAUACUAAAAAUCAAAAAAAAAAUUUUAUAGGCAUUAUAAAAAGAAUUUAAGAUGUAAACUUGAGAAAAAGAAAUUAAUAAAUAAUCAAACUUUUAA
Messenger RNA from Lutzomyia longipalpis, 1629 nucleotides. RefSeq names its product cholesterol 7-desaturase nvd (gene nvd). Gene Ontology annotation, biological process: cholesterol metabolic process; chlorophyll biosynthetic process. The record is from RefSeq and is a predicted model, not a curated record. NCBI's taxonomy places the organism in Eukaryota, Metazoa, Arthropoda, Insecta, Diptera, Psychodidae. Gene Ontology annotation, cellular component: chloroplast. Bases 135 to 1490 code for a protein of 451 amino acids. Gene Ontology annotation, molecular function: chlorophyllide a oxygenase activity; 2 iron, 2 sulfur cluster binding. The transcript is spliced from 6 exons.